This is a messenger RNA of Labeo rohita (rohu), 1370 nucleotides long. RefSeq names its product major histocompatibility complex class I-related gene protein-like. Gene Ontology annotation, biological process: immune response. Gene Ontology annotation, cellular component: external side of plasma membrane. Lineage: Eukaryota; Metazoa; Chordata; Actinopteri; Cypriniformes; Cyprinidae. The transcript is spliced from 5 exons. The record is from RefSeq and is a predicted model, not a curated record. Bases 95 to 937 code for a protein of 280 amino acids.
AUCCCAGAGUUUUCUGCUGUUACUACAUUGGAUGGACAACAGAUUGAUUAUUAUGACAGUGAGAUCAAGAAGUUGAUUCCCCCGACAGGUUUGGAUGAAGGAGUUUGCAUCUGGAGACAAAUGGAAAGAAUAUACUGAGAUCAGAGAACGAGUACAGCAGAUCAACAAAAUCAACAUUAAUUUUGUAAUGCAGCUAUUCAAUCACUCACAUGGUGUUCAUACGUAUCAGAGGAUGUAUGGAUGUGAUUGGGAUGAUAAGACUGGACACUCAAAUUAUUUUGAUGAGCAUGCUUAUGAUGGAGAGGAUUUUAUCUCACUAGAUGUGGAGAACAGCAGAUACAGCACAGCUGUACAUCAGGGAUUGAUCACAGUGGCCAGGUGGAACAAUGACAGCGCACAGCUUACCUAUCUAAAACAAUACUAUAGAAAUGGUUGCGUUGGCUGGGUGAUAUAUUUCUUGCAUUUAAAAAAAGUGGAUUUAGAGAAAAGAGCUCCUGAAGUAUCUCUUUUACAGAAGAGUCCCUUUUCUCCAGUGGUGUGUCAUGCCACAGGUUUUUACCCAUCAGGAGUGACUAUUACCUGGUUAAGAAAUGGACAGGAGCACCAUGAGGAUGUGGAUCUUGGAAAUCUACUGCCAAAUGAGGAUGGGACCUUCCAGAAGACACUUAGCCUCUAUGUAAUUAAAAACAAGUGGAAGAAGGACCAGUAUGUUUGUGUGGUGAAGCACAAGGGAAAGACCAUCCAGAAGAUUCUGACUGAGGACGAGGUCAAGAGUAACGACAGACCUACAAAAACAUACUUCACAAUACCUGUGAAUGUAUUCAUAGUCAUCCUCAUAGUCCUGCUUAUUGGUACUUGUAUUAAAAAAAAAAAAAGUUUGUAUCAGCGAGUUUCAUCCUUUGACGAUGACGAGAGUUACUCCGACAAAAGUCUUUGAAGAGUUUGCUCCAGUCAUCUGCACUUUCCCAAGAUUACAGUCCAAUCAGGUAUCUCCAGGAUGUGGGAGAUCAGAUAAUUUCGAGCAUGCAUGUGUGACUAAAACAAUUCUUGUUGAACACGUUCCACGAGUAUGGAUGCCAUGGACCUGUUUUCCCAAACAAGAUGAUCACAUGACCAAACAAACACAAAAAAAGAACAUGUGUGGUGUUAAGUCUAUAAAAGCACAAUGCAGACACAUCAAUGUAAAAGUGCAAAUGCAAAUCAGCUAAAGGGAUCAUCAAGAUACUAAUUAUUAAACUUAUGUUAAUAUCAGGUUUAAUGGGCACAUUAAAUGCAGUACAGUUUGUGAUCUUGUCUUUCACCACUCACAUUUCUAUAUACAUAAUUAUAUAUUUAAAGAAUUUGUAAAUAUACAGUUCACUGAAUAAUAA